Molecule: messenger RNA, 1796 nt
Organism: Olea europaea var. sylvestris
Lineage: Eukaryota; Viridiplantae; Streptophyta; Magnoliopsida; Lamiales; Oleaceae
Product: leukotriene A-4 hydrolase homolog
Exons: 3
Coding region: 105-1796 (563 amino acids)
Biological process (GO): proteolysis
Cellular component (GO): cytosol
Molecular function (GO): zinc ion binding; metallopeptidase activity
Source: RefSeq, a predicted model, not a curated record
GCCUUUAUUCCCAUUACCUUAACAAAUAUUUAAACCUCACUGCUCCUAACGUGAUUCGUCAUCUCCUAAAACCCUUGGAACAGCCUGCAAAAUUUUGAUCAACAAUGGCGCCCGUUGACCCCCAUUCCUACACAGACUCCACCCACCCGCUAACAAACCACAUCGCCCUCACCUUCUACUUCGAUUUCCCGUCCUCCACCAUUUUCACCUCCACUCUCAUCUCCCUCCCCGCCCCUCACUCCGGGCCCUUUACCCUCGACACUCGUUCCCUCUCCAUAUCUUCCGUCCUUGACCCAACCACCCACAAACCACUACCCUUCACCCUCGCCGCCGCUAUAGACCCGAUUUUGGGUCAAUACGUUACGAUAACACUGUCAAAUCAGUCCCAGGUGUUGAUAUUGUCGAAAACUGCCACUUCGUCAUCAGCCCUUCAAUGGCUUUCGCCGCCACAAACGUGUAACAAGUCUUUUCCGUUUGUGUAUACACAAUGCCAGUCAAUUCAUGCUCGGUCCAUUUUCCCUUGUCAGGAUACUCCUGCGGCACGGGUGAGGUAUACGGCGAAAUUGAAUGUCCCGCUGCACUUGUCUGCCGUUAUGGCUGCGAAACACGUCGACAGGAAGGACCCAGUUGCGGGAGAGUCUCUGGGUGCGUGUGAGGAUUCUGUGUGGUGUGAGGAAGGGAGAGUUGUGGAGGAGUUCGUAAUGGAGCAGCCGGUGCCCCCAUACUUGUUUGCUUUUGCAGUUGGCGAAUUGGGAUUCAGGGAGGUGGGCCCAAGGACUAGAGUGUAUGCGGAGGCAGUCCCGAAUAUUUUGGAUGCUGCUUCCAAGGAGUUUGCUGGGACGGAGGAGAUGAUAAGGGUCGGGGAAAGGUUGUUUGGCCCUUAUGAUUGGGAGAGAUUUGAUUUAUUGGUUUUGCCUCCAAGCUUUCCCUAUGGGGGGAUGGAAAAUCCGAGAAUGGUGUUCUUGACCCCUACUGUGAUCAAAGGGGACGCAACUGGUGCACAGGUUGUGGCUCAUGAGCUCGCUCAUAGCUGGACUGGGAAUUUGAUUACCAACAAGACUAAUGAUCACUUUUGGUUGAAUGAGGGUUUCACAACUUAUGCAGAGCGGCGAAUAGUUGAGGCUGUGCAAGGAGAGGACAGGGCUGCCCUGAAUAUUGGAAUUGGUUGGAGAGGACUAGUUGAGGAAAUGGAUAGGUUCAAGGACAACAUGGAAUUCACAAAACUGAAAACUAAUCAGGAAGGUGUUGAUCCAGAUGAUAUAUAUUCUCAAGUGCCCUAUGAGAAAGGGUUUCAGUUUCUAUGGCGUAUUGAAAGACAGAUUGGAAGGCCUGCAUUUGAUGUGUUCCUAAAAAAGUAUAUUGCUACGUUUAAGUUCCAAUCCAUUGAUACUGACACGUUUAUUGAUUUCCUUAAAGCAAAUAUUCCUGGAAUUGAGGAGCAUAUUGAUUUAGAAUUAUGGGUCGAGGGUACUGGCAUACCUCCAGAUGCAAUGGAGCCAGUUUCCAACAUUUACUCAAAGAUUGUAUCACUGGCUAAUGAGUUUCAGCUUGGUAGGAUGCCAAAAGAGGAUGAAGUUGCUGACUGGCACGGACAGGAAUGGGAGCUCUACCUGGAAAACUUGCCUAAAUCUGUUGAAGCUUCUCAAGUAUUAUCUUGUUUGUUGAAUUAUUGCAUCAUCAAUUACUGGGAUAAUCUUUAUUUUACUCUUCCUUCCCCUUCAGUCGAAAAUUCUUUGAGAUAUACCAGUCUGUUUCGGCCUUUUUUUUUUUUUUUUUUAAAUCAUGGUCUAAGUUAA